AUAAUUCCUCCACUAGCUCUUCCUUGUUAGGUUCCACGUAGCAUCAGAGCAGGAAAAUAUGUCGUUCUGUUACUUUUAAAUUAUCGUAGUAGUGCAUUUAUUGUAUCUGUGACUGUUUGUCACCCCCCCCCCCCCUUUUUUUUUUUACACAAGCUAUUGUUGACUUUGUUUAUGAUGAAACUACAGUGGCUAUUGUUGCUCUGUUAGCUAAGCUAAGCUACCAAGCUAACAUUGGUUAAAUUAGUUGGCCCGUAAUCGUGUUUACAGUUUUGUCAAGAUGUACACUUUAUUAUCUGGAUUAUAUAAGUACAUGUUCCAGAAGGAUGAAUAUUGUGUUCUGAUUCUGGGGCUGGAUAACGCCGGAAAGACGACCUUUCUGGAACAGACCAAAACUAAGUUCAGUAAGAACUACAAGGGAAUGAACCUGUCAAAGAUCACCACCACCGUCGGCCUGAACAUUGGUACAAUUGAUGUGGGCAAAGCUCGUCUGAUGUUCUGGGAUCUGGGAGGACAAGAUGAGCUCCAGUCUCUGUGGGACAAAUACUACGCUGAGUCUCACGGAGUCAUCUACGUCAUCGACUCGACGGAUGAGGAGCGUCUGUCAGAGUCAAAGGAGGCCUUCGAGAAGAUGAUCAGCAGCGAGACGUUGGACGGCAUUCCUCUGCUGGUUCUGGCCAACAAGCAGGAUGUGCCGAACUGUUUGUCGGUACCAGACAUUAAGACGGCCUUCAGUGACUGUGCCCCGAAGAUCGGCAGGAGGGAUUGUUUGGUCCAGCCCUGCACUGCUCUCACAGGGGAUGGAGUGAACGAAGGCAUUGAGUGGAUGGUGAAGUGUGUGGUCAGGAACAUCCACCGGCCGCCCAGACAGAAGGACAUCACAUAAGGCAUGGUGGUGGUCUCCUGGCUCGGACAGCAGACUGUUGGGUUUUCCUGGAGGAGGUUCCAUGUGGAUCUUGGAGCUGAUGACUUUCCUGUGACAGUUUGGAUUUCUUCUUUUAGGACUUGUGGCAGAUUUGUGAUCACUGAGCGUAGCAUGGGAUUGUAAGGAGCUGUGAAUCAUAACUGUGAGAGCAGAGACACUUCUUACGUCCAACAUGCAGAGCCUCCAUCAGCUGCUUCACCUCAGGUCCACCUUCAGUUUCUGUCAGACCUUUAAUCUGUCCGUCUCCAACAGAACCAAACACCGGUUCUGUCUCCUCAAACCGAUGCAAGCUAGCUAACUCAGCCUUCAUCACAUGGUGUCAUCACAUGGUUUGUCCAGCAGAACUCGUGGGUCUGGAUGUGCACGCUGGUUCAGAACCAGUCUGGUUGAGUCCAGCUAAGCUGGGGGAGUCUUCACAGUAAUUUACUAACCAGUUUGUGAAAUAUGUUUGUGCAGAGCAUCCCCAGAAUCCAGCUCUGGUCUGGUUCCAGUUCUGACAUCAGCAGCCGAGUGUUAUUCCAACACCUGCCGGGGUCACACUACUGCUGGAAACUAGACCAGUUCAGGAGCAGGACCAGUUCUUGUUUCUCAAGACUCAGGUGUCUGAGAUCGUCUGAUGAUUUCAUCCUGGUCUUCAGGUUCUGCAGGUUCUGGUUGUCUGUAUCAUUUUAAUCCAGCUUAUCAGAUGUUUUAAAGCAGCAGACAAUUAAGAGGUUUAAGAUUUUCCAGGAACAUUCCCACUUCCUGUUUGUUCCAGCUGCUUCAGCCAUCUAUUAACUGGCCGUGAGCUGGGUUCGGUCCAGUUCUGAGAGAACCAGGCUUGUCAUUGGUCACAUGACACCAGCGUGGCUCAGAUCCAGAGUUAAGAAAAAAACCAUGGCUGAUAACAUGACCAGUGUGGUGACACCAUCUGAUUGUUGGUGAGGAUAGAUGGGUGUGAUGAACCUGCUCGGUCUAGAUCAGAAGUCCCCUCACACAGAUCCUCAUCUGGUCCUGAUUAUUAAUCCUCACUGUUGUCAUUAAAAUGAAGAAAUUAUUGUUUAUAUGUAACUUUAUUUAGUAAAGAAGAAGACAAAGAUUUGGUUGGAAGAGGUCAAAUGCCUGCAGGUGCAGGUCUGGGUCCAGGUCUUGGAUCAGAAUGAAACAUGAACUGGAUCAUUCAGGUUCCCUGCAGGCUGCCUAGAAAAACCCAGUUGAGUCAUUUGAAACUGGAGAUUGCUGGAAGUCAAAGUCUGGUGUGGUGUCGGUUUGUCCGGCACAAGAUGUGUUCAUGGACAACAGGAAAUAAGAGUGAUUUUCUCCACCCUGCAAUCUAAAUGACACAAGAUAAAUCUGAGCUCCUGAAGACGUGUCAGCUCACGUAAAGCUGGUCAGAGUUCAGGUUUCACUCAGCAGCGAGAAAUAAUGAUGACCUUCGACCUCCAGGUCUGUUUUUGUGCGUUGUUCUUUAUCUGAUGUUGGAUAUCCAGAAAUUUGCAGGACACUAUUUUGUUCUCCUGCAUAAAAUAUUUAGAAAUAAAAGAAACUGGACUUUGAUUUUUCCAUGACUGUCUGUAUGUUGGUGAAAGUGAAGGAUAUGAUGAGUUUCAGACUUUGCUGUGGUGUGGGAUUGUUGACUGCAAAAUUAGGUCAACAUCAUUUUAGUUUGGAUAUUUAAAAAAAAGGAAAUUACCUUGACUGUGAGGAAGGUGUGAAGCUGAAAUCUUUCAUAUAAAAACUUACCAUAUAACAACAUGAAAGAAGUUUGUGGUAAAUGUUGUUUUUCAUAUCAAGCUUUCAGAUAAACUCCUUUAGUUGUUUUCUCAGAGUCUGUGUGAUCAGAAGCUUCCAAACUGUGCUGGUACAGAACCUUCAUCUAAACACGCUCAGUAGAAAACAUAUUGAUUCUGGAAAAGGUGAUGAUGUUUGUUUAUGUUGGCCAGAGACCAGGAUGUCCCUGAAUGACCUCACAAACAUGAAGUCCACCCUGCCGUGUGAUCUAAAGUUUUAAUUCAGUCUGGGAUUUUAUGAGUUUUAUAAACUAAACUCAGAUUUUUUUUCUUUAUGAAUGUGAACAAAAUUGUUUUUUAAAUCUGUGUGAAGACUUAUCAGCAUUUACCACUGUUGGACCAUCCAUGCUGAUGUCCAGGUGACUAAGUCUGGACAUCAGUGCAUCACUCCUCGCCUGGACUCUGGACUCUCUAACAGACAGAUCUCAGUCUUUCAGGUCAGACAGCCACAUAUCCUCCACCCUGAUGCUGUCAGUCCCCUACUUACUGCUUACCUUACAGCUGUGUUCCUAUACACCAAUCUAACAUCAUUGUGAAGUUCACAGAUGACAUCACUAUGGUGGAUUGAAGUUUGAAGCCUGAUUUAAAGGUUGAGAGGGUGUCUGCUUCCAGGACCCAAACUGGGAGCUGGUUCCACAUAGGGCCGAUUACUGAAGGUCCCACUUCUGAAGCCAAAGUGGGAGCUGGCUCCACAGAGAGGGGUCUGCUAAUUGAAGGUUUUGCCUCCCCUACUUUUAGAACCUCUAGGAACCAAACCUGCAGUCCAAGAGUGAAAUGCUCUGUUGUGGAAAGGGUUUCCAUCAGUCUGCAAUCUGAGCUGUGAGGGCAGGGUACUGCAUGGGUGUGUAAACCUGCAGCUUACAGAGACUUAGCAGCUUCUGCCCAGAGGUGUCUAACAGCCAGUGGUGUAGCACUGCUUUUAUCACCAUGUUGUCUACCUCAGGAAUUUUCCCCAUGUCAUCAUUGUGACUGUUUAUGUUACUUCCGCUGCUAAGCUUUUCUGCAUCUACAGCAUCAUCACCAGAUGCUGGGAAGAAGUCAUGUGAUCAUCCUCAUCAGCCUGUUUCAGUAAUGAAUAAGUUAAUUACAAACCUGCUGCUUCUGUCAGUUCUUCUGGAACCUGGAUGUGAAAUGUCUUGUUUUUAUGGAUCUUGAUAUCUUGUGAAUAAAUCAGAUUCUUGACUUUGAGCUCAGGUUUGAUCUGACCAGCAGGGGGUGCUGUUAUAACAUGCUGGACUGGAAGGUCUCGGGCCUGUAAGUGUGUUUGGACCUGGACCACGUGACACCACUGGUUUACAUAAACAUGUCCUGCUGCAG
Messenger RNA from Melanotaenia boesemani (Boeseman's rainbowfish), 4008 nucleotides. RefSeq names its product ADP-ribosylation factor related protein 1 (gene arfrp1). Gene Ontology annotation, molecular function: GTPase activity; GTP binding. The record is from RefSeq and is a predicted model, not a curated record. The transcript is spliced from 7 exons. Lineage: Eukaryota; Metazoa; Chordata; Actinopteri; Atheriniformes; Melanotaeniidae. Bases 278 to 883 code for a protein of 201 amino acids. Gene Ontology annotation, biological process: Golgi to plasma membrane protein transport; protein localization to organelle; intracellular protein transport. Gene Ontology annotation, cellular component: Golgi apparatus.